AUGGCGGAGCCUAAUGCAAAGCGUGCCCGCCGAGGGGACAGCGCAGCUGCAUGGGAUGCAACCGAGACCCGACCCCGUGCCUCAGACCAAGAGUCAGACCGAGACCGCAGGCGCUCACCCGCCCCGCGAGAUGACCGACGUGAUAACCGGCAUCGCUCACGCUCACGAGAACGUAAUGACAGAAGGCGAGAACGGAGCUGGUCUCGAGAUCGCCGCGACCGACGAGACGGGGAUAGGGACCGGAAGAGAAGCAUCAGCCGGGAACGCAAUUAUGAACGACGUGCACCGGCACCGAAAAGCGUUAAGUUCCGCGACCGAUCACGAUCGCGAUCCCCGGGUCGCAACGGUAUGCGGGCUCGAUCACCCCCGCGGGGUCCCAAGGGUGAUCGCAGAGAUCCUCGGUCGCGGGAAGAUGCGCGGAAGACCAAUGGUGCGCAAUCUGCGGAUCACUAUGAAGACGAGAUGGAUUUGGACUAUGACUCCAACGCAGACGAGGAUGAGAUGGAGGCACAAAUGCGCAAGGCGAUGGGCUUCACCCGAUUCCGAACCACCAAGAACACCAAAAUUCCCGGGAACGACAUCUACGGUGUGCGCAAGGAGAAGAAGAUUGAGUACCGACAGUACAUGAACCGCCAGGGUGGAUUCAACAGGCCUCUCAGUCCCUCGCGAUGA
Penicillium brevicompactum is the source of this 672-nucleotide messenger RNA. RefSeq names its product SNUT3/LISCH7 family protein. Gene Ontology annotation, cellular component: precatalytic spliceosome. The transcript has 2 exons. Gene Ontology annotation, biological process: RNA splicing. The record is from RefSeq and is a predicted model, not a curated record. Lineage: Eukaryota; Fungi; Ascomycota; Eurotiomycetes; Eurotiales; Aspergillaceae. Bases 1 to 672 code for a protein of 223 amino acids.